Branchiostoma floridae (Florida lancelet) is the source of this 1263-nucleotide messenger RNA. RefSeq names its product polycystin-2-like. The record is from RefSeq and is a predicted model, not a curated record. Gene Ontology annotation, molecular function: calcium ion binding; calcium channel activity. The transcript is spliced from 2 exons. Gene Ontology annotation, cellular component: membrane. Gene Ontology annotation, biological process: detection of mechanical stimulus. The annotation marks the transcript as partial. Lineage: Eukaryota; Metazoa; Chordata; Leptocardii; Amphioxiformes; Branchiostomatidae.
CUGGACCAACAGACCCGCGCAGUCUUCGUAGAGCUGAUUCUGUACAACCCUCACGCUAACCUGUUCUCCGUGGUUACUGUGGCGGUAGAGUUCACUACCACAGGGGCUGCCUACACGGGUGCAGAGGUGGUGACCUUGAGACUGGUCCAACAUGGAGCCAUCGUCCUUCUCCUCCUUCGAGGGACAUUGGCGCUGUUUCUUCUGUACUUCCUACUCAGAGAAGGUAAGAGUUUAUUGUCGCGGCCAGUUGAGUAUCUGAGCGGGUUCUGGAGCUGGGUGGAAGUUUGGAUCAUCACCAUCGGCUUCUCCACACUCGGCGUCUACUUUAAGGCACAGAGCAUCAUUGAUGAGGUGGCAGAGAAACGGCAAUCGGGCAGCACUCCUUUCGAACAGUACAAAAGUGCAGCCGGUUGGUUCCAAGUCUACACCUACCUACUCGGGUUUCUCAUCUGCUGCACUACGCUGAAGUUUAUCCACCUGCUGCGGUUCAACUCGCAUGUGCGAGCGCUCUCUGUGACGAUGAGGAAGUCAGCCAAGCCCGUUCUACAGUUCCUCUUCGUGGCCGGCAUCUUCAUGAUGGCGUACACUCAAGCGGGGAACCUCGUGUUCGGCGUGAAGCUCCAGGGUUACCAGAACAUCCAGACCAGCCUACAGAGUCUCUGCAUGAUGAUGUUGGGAAGCUUUGACUUUGAUGAACUGUCAGGGGCUAAGCAGGUUUUAGGUCCUCUCAUGUUCUUCUCGUACCAGGCUAUGAUGCAGUUUAUCCUACUGAGUAUGUUCAUGGCCAUCAUCAUGGAUGUGUACGCAGAAGAACAGCAGGAUCGUGCCGCAGAAAAUCUACGAUUUCUUCGCAUUUUGAAAGAAACUUCAGUGGAGAUUGCAGGUAAAAUGAAGCACGUGUCCAAGAACAGAACCAGAGAAAGCAAGCAGGAAGAAGGCAAUGUGAUAGAACCCGACAAUGCAAGCAGGUUUGAUGGCGUAGUAAGCGACUUUGGAAAAAUGUGGUAAAGAAUCAGAGUUUCUGUUAUACCCUAGGACAUUACCAGGAUUAACAGUGAUAUAACAAUAUACUAGUACAUAUGUCAAGCGAGUUCACGCUUUAUUAAGUGUUUAUACUAUAACACCUUUUACAUUACUAGUACCUUCUUGUGAUCUUAGAAUGUAUCAAGUUGAUAAACCAGGCUAAAUUGAGUAUUUGAAGUACAUCCCACCAACAUUGUAGGUCAUAUUUUACCACAGGCUCUAUCAAAUAUCAUCUAUGAU